AGUAAGGAACUCACGAUGCUUCCCCAGCAAACCAGCUCCACUUCCACAAAUCACUGCCCAUCUUCUUCUGAAGGCCUAAACUCUUUAGCUUCUGUUGGUCUAGCUAGUAUGGAGAUGGCAGACCAAUCUAGAGCCGCAACCAAAUUCAUCAACACAUCCUUUUUCUUAAAGAAGUUUCUCCAAUUCCUCUUCUCACUCUCCAUCUUUUCCUUUCUCUUAUCCUUUACAUCUAUCUUAAACAACUCUAUCUCCUCCGACUUAUUGCCUUUCCAGCUCUUCAACUACACGGUUGACCGGAUAUACAUGUUCCUCCUCUGCAACGGUAUCCUUGUUUUCCUGGCCACAAACUCCGGUCUCAUCCGUUCAUCAUCCCCUUUCAUGACCGAUCUUCAUUAUGAUCAGUUCAAGAGUAAUGGCCAUCAUCUACGCCCUAUUCCUCAAGCACCGGAGAUGGAGUUGGAGGCAUCAGUUAUAGAGAAGGACGAAAUUGAUGAUGAUGAGGUGGAAAAUAUUGAUGGGUGUUUAGAGAAGAACGUCGUUGGGAAACAAGAACAAGUCAGAAAUCGACUUUUGUUAGAACAAGAGGAGGAAGAAUCCAAUGGGUUCUUGAAUUUAGAAGAAAUUGAUGAAGAUGAUGGAGAAGGAGAAAACGGUUUGUUGAGUACAGAGGAAUUGAAUAAAAAAUUUGACGAUUUUAUUAAGAAGAUGAAAGAAGAAAUUCGGCUGGAAGCUCAACGACAAGUAAUCAGAGUUUAACGGCCACCAUCAUCAAGGGAAAAAUUGAGCUUCAGUCUUGAAGGGCAUCGGUGUCUCUUAAUUAUGUCUAACAAGUCAUGUCUUUCUAACUGUUUUCGUUUCAUUCCUUUUUUUUUUCCUACUCUGAAGUCCAAAUCGAAUCGCUCUCCAUAUGAGAGUUUUCUGUAACAAUAAUUUUAUCCAUAUGGUCUUCUGAGUAUUUUCUGAUCUUUACUAGGUAAUUAGCAUAUGUUCAAACUGAAAGGUGUACAAAAAUGAGUGCUUUGCCAUAAAAAAAAAAAAAAAAAAACAGAGUGCUUUCAGAUUUAUGAUAAAAGCUUUGUAGACAUUCCAGUUUGUUCCCAUUAAUUACUCUGAGUUUGGGACUAA
Molecule: messenger RNA, 1125 nt
Organism: Nelumbo nucifera (sacred lotus)
Lineage: Eukaryota; Viridiplantae; Streptophyta; Magnoliopsida; Proteales; Nelumbonaceae
Source: RefSeq, a predicted model, not a curated record